CAAUGUCUGGUGCGUCUGAUGUUUUCCAAAAUGGAGUUGUGAUUAAAAUAAAGUUAAAGAAGUUCUGAUCAUAUAUUUAAACUCGCGAUUAUGGGCUUAUGUUUAAUAUAAUAUUAUAAAUGUAUAAUAUUAAUGUAAAACAAAUUAUUUUAUGAUUAAUGUUUCCAUUCUUAUGAUAAUCAUUCUUUAAUGUACCACCACUACCCUUGUCAGGUAACAUAGUAUGUGGGCCGUGAACCAGCCUAGAUAGGCGUAUCAUAAAUAUAUUGUUUUUUAUCAAUAAGUACGAGUAAUAAAUCACGUUUCUUUUUUUGUUUCUGCGGAUCAUUCCUUUUUUUUGCCUUAUAACUUUUUACUGUAAACUUUAUUUUAUACCGAAUUAUGUAAACCCAAGUGUCGACGUUUUAAUCGACGAUAUAGUGUUGAGUGUAAAUUGUUUUUGGUCUCUACUGACGUUUUGUGGACAUGAGUGGAAGGCCUAGGACCACUUCAUUUGCUGAGGGCAACAAAACGUCUCCAAAUCCUCCUUUGGGAGGAAUCAAAGUUAUAAGCAAAGAUGGAAGUAAAGUCACAACGGUUGUGGCUAAUCCAUGCCAGGGACCUGACCGACCUUUGGAAGUAUCCUAUACAGAUACAAUGGUCAUAGGGAAUGGCAGUUUUGGGGUUGUAUAUCAAGCUAAAUUGUGUGAUACAGGGGAGAUGGUGGCUAUUAAAAAAGUACUACAAGAUAAAAGAUUUAAGAAUCGUGAAUUGCAAAUUAUGAAACGCCUAGAUCAUUGUAACAUAGUUAAAUUGAAAUUUUUCUUUUAUUCGAGCGGUGACAAGAAAGAUGAAGUUUACCUAAAUUUAGUUUUGGAAUACAUACCAGACACUGUUUAUAAAGUCGCACGCCAUUAUAGUAAAUUAAGACAAACAAUCCCAAUCAGUUACAUAAAAUUGUAUAUGUAUCAGUUAUUCCGAAGCUUGGCUUAUAUUCAUUCUUUAGGCAUUUGUCAUCGUGAUAUAAAACCUCAAAAUUUAUUACUGAACCCUGAGACUGGUAUAUUAAAAUUAUGUGAUUUUGGCAGUGCUAAAACAUUAAUAAAAGGAGAACCAAAUGUGUCCUAUAUUUGUUCAAGAUAUUAUCGAGCACCUGAACUUAUAUUUGGUGCUAUUGAUUACACUACAAAAAUAGAUGUUUGGAGUGCUGGUUGUGUAUUAGCUGAACUAAUGUUGGGCCAGCCGAUAUUCCCUGGUGAUUCUGGAGUUGAUCAGUUAGUAGAAAUAAUUAAAGUCUUAGGUACUCCUACUAGAGAGCAGAUUAGGGAAAUGAAUCCUAAUUACACAGAAUUCAAAUUCCCACAAAUCAAAUCUCAUCCGUGGUCAAAAGUGUUUCGGAUGCGCACACCACCUGAAGCUGUUGAACUAGUUUCAGUACUGCUUGAAUACACUCCAUCUUUAAGGGUGUCACCUUUACAAGCAUGUGCUCAUACUUUUUUUGAUGAACUGAGGGAUCCACACACAAGAUUACCAAAUGGACGGUCUUUACCUCCUCUCUUUAAUUUUACACAAUUGGAAUUAAGUGCAGCUGGUUCUUUAAAAUCUGUUUUAAUACCUAAACAUUUAAGAGAUUCUGUUGGAAGUGGAAAUGAAGUGUCUGCAGCUAGUGUUGGGUCAUCAACUCCUGAAAAUAUUAAUCCUGAGAGCCCAAAUCACCCGUCUUCAUCAACAACUUCUAGACAAUCUUCUAAUGAAAUAGUUUGAAAUGCAAUUAAAAUUACCCGGGCAAUCAAAUUAAAGAACUAUUUAAAGGUGAAUUACAUGUAUAUCGAAUAAAUAAAAUGUAACUACAAUAUUACCAUAUCUGUAAUAUUUUUAUGUUAUUAAAAUUAGAAAAAAUGAACUAUAGUUUAUUAGAAUGCAGACUUUAUUAUUAGGUAAAUUUGUUGAUACCUAGACUCGGCUAACGGGAAUGGAUAUACAAAUUUUUUAAUUUUUCUUAUGUCAUUUUUUCAACUACUAACUUUUUUUUUUGAUUAUUGGAAAUUAAAUUAUUGGAAUCAAUCAGAAUAACACAAUUAUGUUUUUUCUUCUAAAGAUCUCGUAAAACAUGUAUGCAAUCUUAAUAAAAAAAUAAUUUUUUAAUUUUAAAACUCCAAUACUUGCCUAAUGUAUUAAAUCUUCAAAUGUAAAGAAUGUUAAUAACCUGUUAAAUGAUUUUAAUUAACUAAAAAUUAAUAUUUGUAAAUAUACUGAAUAUUUUCUUAUAUUUUGUAGUAUUUAUACUUAAAAAUGUUAUACGGAUAAUAUAAAGUUUUUAAAUUCUGAUGAAUUUUAUGUGAAUGGCUAAUAAUUAAUUUGUAUGGCUUUAAAUGACAUCUAAAUGUACAUACAAUAGUGUAAAAACAUUUUUUAAGUAUAUCUCCACAACAUACAGACAUUAUCUUGUUAUUUUUCUAUUUUUUGCACAAUUUUGUUCAUUUAUCUUUAAUAAGAAGGGUGGUUUUUAAAAAAAUUUCUUGAUUUUAUAUUCAUAUCUGUAUGAUAUUUAUUACAUAAAAAAUUAUUUAAAUUCAAAUUCCAGUUAAAUGUUUUAAUGUAUCAACUUUUAACUGGUGCGAAAAAUCAAUUUUUUUUUUAUUUAUUUAAAGAAACUUUAUUUAGUUACUGUUUCUGUUGUGUUCAAAUUAAUAAACACCAUUUAAUUAAAAUAUUAAAAAUUUAACUGUUGUAAAGAAGUUAAUUUUAUUCUAAUGUAAUUUAUGAAUAUUUUUUUUUGUAUGAGUCAUCUAUUAUAUUAAUUAUAUUCAUUGAGUUUAUUCACAGUAAUUAGAUUUACUAUUAGUGAAUUUUGCAGACUAAUAAUUAAAAACAAAAAUUCAAGCUAAAAAACAAAUGUGCAAUAGUUCUAAAUCUGUGGUAACAUAUUACUAUCUAGUAUUUAUGACAUUUGGCAAGUAUUUUUCAGAAUUUUAUUAACAAAUGUAAAUUUUGUUAUUAACAAAAUACAAGGCCCAAAAAUACUUUCUAAAUUAUAAACAAUUAUUGGGUAUACAAUUAGAUACUUUUAUUUUGUUUAUUUUAUUUUGCUCAUUUAAAAUGACUAUUAAUAAUGCUGUUAUUAGAUUAUUUUAGAGCUCAAAGUUGUUACUAGAGAACAAUUAUUAGCCGCCUAGCUGCUCUUAAUUAUUUUUUUUUUGUAAAAGUGUAAAUUAUUUAAUGGUAAUAAUUAAUGUGUACAUAUACAUAUAUAGAAAUAGUAUGUGGCUAGUUAUAACAUUUAUAUAAAUAUUUGAGUUUUUAUUUUGAUUGUACAAUGUACGACAUUUGUAAUACUAACUGAUAUUAUUUUCA
This is a messenger RNA of Daktulosphaira vitifoliae (grape phylloxera), 3333 nucleotides long. It is a transcript of the gene sgg, whose product is annotated as glycogen synthase kinase-3 beta. Gene Ontology annotation, biological process: negative regulation of canonical Wnt signaling pathway; signal transduction; protein phosphorylation. Bases 466 to 1743 code for a protein of 425 amino acids. Gene Ontology annotation, molecular function: protein serine/threonine kinase activity; ATP binding. The transcript has 9 exons. Gene Ontology annotation, cellular component: axon; nucleus; cytosol. Lineage: Eukaryota; Metazoa; Arthropoda; Insecta; Hemiptera; Phylloxeridae. The record is from RefSeq and is a predicted model, not a curated record.